CAGAAAGGAAAUCAAAGGAUUUUAAUCGGAAAGUGAAGCAACACAAGGUUUCAAUGGCAAAGCGUCGAAAAUCAAGCAAAAGCGAAACUCCGAUGGCGGAGAAGGUAGAGGCAGUACUUUCAUCAGCGGAGAAAGAUACGAGCAUAAAGAAACUGACGCAUGAGAGGAAGGAGAAGAAGAACAAGUACGAUCCAGUGGAUGGGAGUCCUUUAAGAUCCAUUUUUUGUUUGAAAAAGAUCGUCGACAUGAAGCGUGUUGAGGAGACUGAGGAUUGCUUUAUCAUUGAUUUUAACCUUUUCAAUCCCAUUGACAUUGCCAAGUUCUACGCCGCAAACAACGGCGAUGUUGACGAUGAACUCUCCGUAGUCGCCGAGCGUGGACAGGUGGCCUGUAGAGAUUAUCCACAUUCAAGGCAUCUUUGUCUGCAAUUUCCAUUUGAUACUACACCUCAUGAGAGACAUUGUGGCCUGUGUUACUGUUAUGUUUGCGAUUCUGCUGCUCCUUGUGAGUGUUGGACGACACAUUGCCAUGCGUCAGACCAUGUCAAGAAUUGGAGAUCUCAACGGCGGAUGAGGACUCGGUAGGUUCGGCUUCGUACCUUCCGUUCCAUGUCAGAAAAUCGAA
Hibiscus syriacus is the source of this 624-nucleotide messenger RNA. RefSeq lists its product as uncharacterized. The coding region runs from base 54 to 584 and encodes 176 amino acids. Lineage: Eukaryota; Viridiplantae; Streptophyta; Magnoliopsida; Malvales; Malvaceae. The transcript has 3 exons. The record is from RefSeq and is a predicted model, not a curated record.